Sclerotinia sclerotiorum 1980 UF-70 is the source of this 1617-nucleotide messenger RNA. RefSeq lists its product as hypothetical. The record is from RefSeq and is a predicted model, not a curated record. NCBI's taxonomy places the organism in Eukaryota, Fungi, Ascomycota, Leotiomycetes, Helotiales, Sclerotiniaceae. The coding region runs from base 1 to 1617 and encodes 538 amino acids. The transcript is spliced from 3 exons. Gene Ontology annotation, biological process: transmembrane transport. Gene Ontology annotation, molecular function: transmembrane transporter activity.
AUGUCAGCUACCAAAGACGUCAUCGAGCGCGAGGAUUCGAGCCCAAGUGGUGAAUUCUCCGAAAAUAUCGACCACACAGCAACUCGUGCGACUUAUAUCGAAGCAGAUGAGUUAUCUCGAGAGCAUAGAGAAUAUCUUCUAUCAAAACAUGGAACUCUGGAUCUAGAUCCUCUGCCUAGUCAUAGUGAUGCGGAUCCAUACAAUUGGACAAAUAAAAAGAAAGUUACAAACCUUUUCCUCGUUGCAUUUCAUGCUUGCAUGUCAACUUUUACAGCAGCAGCCAUUAUUCCUGCCUACGAAAGCAUUGCAGAAGAAUUAGGUAUAUCUUUACAACAAGCUACAUAUCUUACUUCGCUCCAAAUUGCCAUUGCGGGAGUUGCUCCUCUAUUCUGGAAACCACUAUCCAACAUUUACGGACGAAGACCUUUAUUUCUUAUAUCACUUCUGGUUAGCAUGGUUGGAAAUAUAGGAUGUGCUAAGUCACCUACCUAUGCCAGUAUGGCAGCCUGUCGUGCAAUCGUUUCUUUCUUCAUCUCUCCAGCUGCAGCAAUUGGUAGUGCGGUCGUCACAGAAUCAUUCUUCAAAAAAGAUCGAGCUCGUUAUAUGGGAAUCUGGACACUGAUGCUAACAGUUGGUGUACCAUUUUCUCCCUUCAUCAUGGGAUUUGUCGCCGUUCGCGUAGGUUGGAGAUGGAUUUAUUGGAUCGUCGCAAUUAUUAAUGGUGUUCAAUUCAUUGCAUAUCUUUUCUUGGGUGCAGAAACUCGUUACCUUCGUCAUGGAGUUCAGCAUCCUAAAUCCUCUUUCAGAGAAAAGUACUUUACCUUUCAUCGAAUUGACCCUACACCUCUUCGCAUCUACGAUUUCGUCCAUCCUCUCACCUUAUUCGCCAAACCAUGCAUCUUCAUUCCCGCCGCCGCAUACGCCAUGGUCUUCCUAUUCGCAUCAGUCAUGAUCACCGUCGAACUCCCCCAAUUAUUUGCCGCCAAAUUCGGUUUCGACGCUCAACAACUCGGAUACCAAUUCCUCGCUUUAAUCAUCGGUUCCAUAAUCGGCGAACAACUCGGAGGUACACUCUCUGAUUUCUGGAUGAAUCGCCGCACGCGCAAAACAGGUGUACAACCAGCCCCCGAAUACCGUUUAUGGUUAAGUUAUGCAGGAUUCAUCCUCACCAUCGUCGGAGUCGUGGUUUUCCUAGUAAGAACUGAACAGGCGAGGGAUAUGCAUUGGAAUAUUACACCUGUGAUUGGUAUUGCAAUUGCGGGUGUUGGAAAUCAAAUUGUUACGACCGUUUUGAUUACUUAUGCGGUGGAUUCACAUUUGGAGGAAUCAGCUAGCAUUGGUGUUUUUGUCACUUUUGUAAGACAGGUUUGGGGAUUCAUUGGUCCUUUUUGGUUCCCCUCAAUGUUCACAAACCUCGGUCUCUCAUCCAGUGCAGCAGUAGCUGCUGCUCUCCUCGUCGGUGUUAGUAUCAUCCCAACAUUCAUCAUACAAUUAAUGGGGAAGAGAUGGAGACCAUCUAGACCCGCAGAUACAAUUGGACGGAAUAGUGAUGGGGAACAAGGUGUUGUGGUUGGAAAUGCAGUUGGGGAUGAGGAGAAAAGGGUAAUAAAGUCAUGA